AUGGCUACUCUCCAUACUCGAGAACAGGAUCUUGCUGGCAAGGUCGCCGUAAUCACCGGGGCCUCAAGAGGAAUCGGUCGAGCGAUUGCUCUGAACCUCGCAUCACGAGGCUGUUCAAUCCUAGGCACAUGUGUAACCAUCGAAAGCAUCGCCCUCAUCAAUUCCAUGAACGCAGAAAUCGACAAUCACUUCAAAGCCUCAAAUAGAACCCACAAGGUCAAGAUUCUCGGCAUCAGCUGCAGCAUCCUCUCCCCAAAUUGCGCUCAAACAAUUGCAGACACCCUCGUCGAGACUUUCUCCAGCCGAGUCGAUAUAUUCAUAAACAAUGCCUCGGAUGCUCGUGAUGCUGCGCUGGGAGAGUUGACGGUUCAGAGUAUCCAAGAGAGCAUGAUUAGUAACAUCCAAACGCCUGUUUUGAUCGUUGAGGAGUUUAUCAAGAGGAAGAUGUUCCAGCCUGAGAGUAGAAUCAUUUACAUCUCGUCUGUGCGAUCGAGACAACCCUGGUCUGGACAGCUGAUGUAUGCGGCCGGGAAGUCGGCGGGGGAGUCGCUGUGUCGGACUUGGUCGAUGGCAUUCGGUGGCAAGGAGAAGAAGUUCUCCUUCAUGGAAGGCACAACCGCAAAUGCCGUCACGGUCGGGCUCACUCAAACCGACUCAAUCAUGAAGUGUCCACCUGAUAUGCUGGAGGUCUUCAAAGAGGAGUUCAUUACUCUCCAGUCAUCUCCAAAAUUCGGUCAGCCUGAGGAUGUUGCGGAUGUGGUAGGAAUGCUGUGCAGUCGGGAUGCAAGAUGGAUCACUGGUACCGUGGUCAGUGCAAGUGGGGGUGGAAUUAAAAUCGGAUGA
Molecule: messenger RNA, 843 nt
Organism: Cadophora gregata
Lineage: Eukaryota; Fungi; Ascomycota; Leotiomycetes; Helotiales; Ploettnerulaceae
Exons: 2
Coding region: 1-843 (280 amino acids)
Molecular function (GO): oxidoreductase activity, acting on the CH-OH group of donors, NAD or NADP as acceptor
Source: RefSeq, a predicted model, not a curated record